AUGCAGCAGUUUACACCCUAGCCUACUAGCUGACACCAAAAUUAACAAUCCACUAAAAUAUCAGCAAAAAUGGGAAAAUCACUUUUUAAUUACAACACUCCAUUCGUAUACUAUAACAGGCCAUGAUUGGUCUAUUUGGUGGCUUCUCUUUAAUCCUGUUUAGGCUGUUUGAGGUCCGUAUCCUGGUUGUAAAUCCAGUCAUUUAGGACGGAGGCAGCGCCGUAGACAGCAGUUCUUCAAGAUGAGAGGCUAUUUGACGUUGAUUUGCUGUUCAGUUUUUCUUAUAUUAUUGAGUUCGAAGGUUUUUUGUUCCAGCGAUGUCAGCGACGAUGCAGAAAGUGCCGAUGACCAAGAGAACGAGAUAUUUAUCUCGGAGCGGGCGGCCAAAGCUGUUCCUAAGAAACCACGGCGCGUGAAGCGUGGCUUCCGGUUCCGGGUUCGAUUCCGUGUCAAAAGGCUCUGGGGAGAGGAGAGAAACGAGGAGAGGGAGAGUAGGAACGAGGCUGCACGGCGGGCGGCGCACAAUGAUUUCUGCAGGAAGAAUUGCAAGUGGUCGGCGUGGACUAGCUGGACCGGGUGUUCCGCUAGAUGUGGGAACGGCGGUAUCCGAACGCGCACGCACACACGCCAAUAUCCGGGCAACUGCGGCGCGUGGGCGAGUGCAAAUGGCUGUACGGGCACUGCCACAGAGACAGACAACAAAUGCGCACAACCAUGCCAAAACGGAGGAAUAGCAGCAAACAAAUUCUGCCUGUGCACUCUGCAGUUUAAAGGAAUUUGUUGUGAACUGAGGAAGCAGUGUCAACACCCGGGUAAACCUGCCCACGGCUCCGUGACUCCUGACAGCGCACCUAACAACUACGGCACCAUAGCUAGGUACAGCUGCCAGACGGGGUACAGGCUGCAGGGGCCCGCCACCAGGAAGUGUGAGGCUAACGAGCAGUGGGCGGGGGCCGUGCCAUCGUGUCAACUUGUGAACUGCGGCGACCCCGGCACGCCCUCUUCCGGCAGUCGUUCCAUGACAGCCACCACCUACCAGAGCACCGUCACCUAUAGCUGUAACACCGGGUACAGGAUCUCUGGAGGCGUGGUCAGGACGUGUCAGGCCAACGGACAGUGGAGUGGGUCUCUACCCUCCUGUCCGAUAAUAUCAUGCGGCGCCACUCCCCCACUCCCCAAUGGUAUAGUCAAGCACUGCCACGGUCCCCCAGGCAAUGUAUAUAACACCCAGCUCCACUUCAUAUGUAACCAAGGUUACUAUCUCCAAGGUACCGAGAAGAGAAAAUGUCAGCUGUCGGGGCAGUGGGACGGAACUGCAGCCUCGUGUCAUGCUAUUACAUGCCCGGAUCUCACUCCCCCUGCAAGUGGCGCGGUGUCACUGGCUCAAGGGAAAACCUUUGGAAAGAAGGCGACUUAUUCUUGUUCUACUGGCCACAGACUUCAGGGGAGCGUAACAAGAACUUGCACAGCCAGAGGAAACCAAGGAAUUUGGAGUGGUUCGGCACCUACUUGCCCACCCGUCAACUGUGGCGACCCCGGAACGCCAUCUAACGGCGUGAAGAACGGUAACAGUUACACGUACACCAGCGCAGUGACGUACCAGUGUGUACCAGGCCACUACAUGACCGGACAGGAGAGGAUUACCUGUAACGCCAACGGACAGUGGUCAGCUGGGAAACCCACGUGUACAGCGUGUCCUAGGAACCAGUACAAGCCGGGAGUCAAUGCCCGCACUUCCUGCCUCCCGUGCCCGGUGAACUCCCACACACAGGGAACUGGAAGCGUUGAUCAGAAGAACUGUUUGUGUAAUACAGGAUUCCGUGGCCCAGCCGGCGGUCCCUGUGGAGAGGUCACGUGCCCUCCCCUGCCUGCCCCAGCCAAUGGGAAGGUGACGGCGUGUCAGGUGUCCAUUAACGAUGUCUGCUCAUUUGACUGUGACAAUGGCUACAUUCUCAGCCCUAGCAACCAGCAGAGAAAAUGUCAGCCAGACGGAUCAUGGACGGGAUCCGAUGUCACUUGUUUGCCGUGUGGUCAGAACACGUACAAGGCUGGUCCUGGUCAGUGUACCCGGUGUCCGGCAGACACUCACACCACAGGUACUGCCAGUAUGCUGGUCGGCUGCAUCUGUAACGACGGCUUAACCGGGCCUGGUGGAGGACCGUGCCAGGAUGUCAACGAAUGCUCUCGACAAAAUGGCGGCUGUGAGCAGAGCUGUGAGAACACUAGGGGAGGUUUCCAGUGUAAAUGCUCCAUUCCGGGAUACAAAGUAAACCCUGCCGACCGAAAACGUUGUAUAGUGGAAAAACAAUGUUCAUCAUUCACGACCCCUACAAAUGGCGGCAUCGUCUGUCACCAUAAGAACGAUACCAAUACCGACCGUUGCCAGGUGAAAUGUAAUGACGGCUUUGAGCAUCCCGUGAGAAGCAACCAGUUCGAGGAAUGCGGGCCAGCCACGAACUUCAAGUGGUCGUAUGAGAUUAAUAACAUACCUAUCCCUGCUUGUGUUGAGCAAUAUUUUCCUGGCGUGAUCGUCGACGCAGAAAUCGCCUACUUUGUGGCCAGCUGCGACCAGCUGACAGACCAACAGAAACAGGACGCUAAGAACGCGUUCCUGCAGCUUCUGCGAGGACAGGGGGUGUGCCUGGAGAACGGAAGAGCGGUGUGUAACGUCACCGACCUCUGGAUAGAGUGUGGAGAAAUCGACUUAAGCGGAGGCAUUCAAAAGAGGGACGCUAGCUCUAGCCGCGUUCUCAAGUUCAAAUUCAAACUAACCACGGACCAGAAGCCGGUCAGAACUAUGAACUGUGGACGCUUCUGUGACGGACAGGCCGUGUGCGACGCUUGCUUCACCAAUCACGUCCAGUCCACUGUCAGAAAGGUGACAGCAGAGCAGGAAAAAUUACGGGAGGUUUUUGGAACGCAAGCUGCACCAGACGCGAGACCAAAUCCUCAGCCUCGACCAGGCGUUUCCACAACCUCUGGUGCUGGCGUCGCACCAAAGUCCUUUAACAGAGGAAUAACUGCUUUCCGAAGUAACCUAGCACGAAACUUCAACAGAGUUAUCCCAAGCACCAGUGGUCAAAGCCCCGUGAGACCAACUGAAGCAGUGACGACAGCAGCGCCGCCUAGGGGAAUGAUGAACAUCGGGGGGUUGGUUCUGAUGCCUGCGCCCACCGGGUUACAGAUGAUGUCUGAUGUCAAGAUGGCGUGUGAAACUGGAAUGGAGAAAAAACGUGACAUGUGUGUUCCCUGUACACCGGGAAGUAAUCUGCCGCCAGGUGGCAGCAGGUGCGAGCAGUGCAUCGCAGGAAUGUACCAACCGGAAGCUCAGAAGACUUCCUGUAUCCCCUGUCCCGCCGGGAAGACCUCGCCAAGGGGCGCUAUUGGAUGUGCAUGAUAAGAAACACAAGAAAGAGCGAAAGAGCUUUACAAACGACUUUUUAAAUACAAAAUAAUAAUAUAGUAAUCUCAAUUAUAGUUCAAGACAAUAGAAAUGAAAACAUGCCGAAAAACCUAGUACUAAGUUUGAGGGGACCUAUCCAGGGCCGUAGCCUCCGGGGGGGCAGGGGGGGCAGCUGCCCCCCCUGA
Lingula anatina is the source of this 3588-nucleotide messenger RNA. RefSeq lists its product as uncharacterized. Gene Ontology annotation, molecular function: calcium ion binding. The record is from RefSeq and is a predicted model, not a curated record. NCBI's taxonomy places the organism in Eukaryota, Metazoa, Brachiopoda, Lingulata, Lingulida, Lingulidae.